CGGGAGGUUAUUCAUGUUGUUAUAAGUUUCGUUAAAAAGUUUGUUGAUGAUAAGAGUUUAGGUUAUAUGUUCAAAUAUUUAUUUUUUAUUGUUAGUGUUCAUUGACAUUUAUAAUUAAUAUUCUCUAAAAUUAAUUUUAAUUUAUUGAUGAGGAAAUGGCAAAUCAUUAUGAUAUACCAACUUGGGCUGGCAAGCCACCUGUCGGAACUCACUUAGAUGUAAUGAAGGAAGAUAAAUUGGUACAGAAGCUUAUGCUCGAUGAAAAAAAGUGCUACCUAUUUGGAAGAAACCCCCAGAUGAAUGAUAUAUGCAUCGAUCAUCAGUCUUGCUCCAGAGUUCAUGCUGCAUUUGUCUACCAUAAACAUCUUCAAAGAGCAUUUCUUGUAGAUCUUGGAAGCACUCAUGGCACAUUUAUUGGUUCAUUGCGACUUGAAUCACACAAACCUACUCAGCUACCUCCAGAUUCAACUUUUCAUUUUGGGGCUUCCACUAGGAACUACAUAAUGAGAGGUCGUCCUGGGGGUGGGGCAAGAGGAAUAAUUGAACAGUUGGAAGGAGCUGGUGAAACAGGAGAGGGUGCAGCCAUGCUGGGUCUACCUCAAACUUCUGCUGAAUUAGACAACUUGACUGAGUUUAAUACUGCCCACAACAGACGGAUAUCCAUGUUAGGAAUCGGAUCUGCUGAAGCAGAGGCUGCUGUCAGACCAAAGAGAAGACGGCGAUCGGUCACAUUUUCAGAAGAAGAGGAAGUAAUUAAUCCUGAGGAUGUUGACCCUUCUGUAGGAAGGUUUAGAGAUAUGGUUCACACAACUGUUAUUCCAACCAAGAGGAAUCGUUUUGAUGGAAUAGGCCCUACUUCAGGAUUGACUCAUGAAGAAGUAAAGUUUGUGCAUCUUAAACAUUUCUCACACCCAACAGCCCAACUUUAUACUGAUCUUCCACAUCCAGAUAAUACUCAACAGCAAUCAGUUUCUUUACCACAAACAUCUAGUUCGAUCCUAAGCAGUGUACUUGCAUCAAGAUUGGGAAUAUCCUUACCCAAUCCUGCACCAGAGGUUGAGAUGAUUAGGCAUGUAGCUGUUGCACCAGUUGUCGUCAAUCAGGUCGUGAAAGAAACUGAUACUGACAAUUCUCAGCCAAAGAAGAAAAAAUAUGCUAAGGAGUCCUGGCCAGGAAAAAAAACUGUUCCUACCCUACUUGUAUGACUGCAUCCAAUCUACGAAUAGGGAAAGCUCAUUUGUUUGUAAAUUAAAAAAUAUUUAAUGUGUUUAUCAAUCAGUUCAUUUGAAACUACAAAAUUGUUUUUAAAAAUUAAAAUAAAAAUUAUUGAAAAUAA
Messenger RNA from Nezara viridula (southern green stink bug), 1336 nucleotides. The record is from the annotation of a GenBank genome assembly. NCBI's taxonomy places the organism in Eukaryota, Metazoa, Arthropoda, Insecta, Hemiptera, Pentatomidae.